AUGGGCAGCAUCCAUCUUCCAUCGCAUGAAGCCCGCCUGGCAUGUCGCCAAAAUAAACUCACCAACACGGCCGGGGUGGCUCCAGGCUAUCUACAAGCCAAUUUGUUAAUUCUACCAGCCCAACACGCAACAGACUUUCACGAUCUUUGCCUUCGCAAUCCAGUCUCGUGUCCACUAUUGGGAAAGACACCUACCCCCGGAGAUGCACGCACCGUCCAACCUUCCGAGUGCAUUCAAUCGGCAGACUUUGACAUUCGCACGGAUUUCCCACAAUAUCGCAUCUACCAGAACGGGAAAUAUCUCGAGAGUCGACGGGAUCUCCUCGAUGUAUGGACUUCUAGUCAUGUCGGCUUCUUGAUUGGAUGUUCGUUCUCCUUUGAAGAUGCCUUGACCGUGGCGGGCUUGCAACCACGCCAUCAACGAACUAGUACUAUUGUCGCGAUGUAUCGCUCAAAUAUACCGCUGCUACCUGCGGGUGUUUUCACGGGUGGUAACUGCAUCGUGUCCAUGCGUCCCUAUCGGCUAGAUCAGAUCGACCGAGUAAGAGAGGUGACUCGCCCGUAUUUGUCGACCCACGGGGAACCGGUUGCUUGGGGAUGGGAAGGGGCAAAGCAAUUGGGGAUCAAGGAGAUCAAUAAGCCAGACUUUGGGGAGCCGCAGGUCUUUGAAGAGGGGGAAGUGCCAGUAUUCUGGGCUUGUGGUGUGACACCACAGAUGGCAGUGGAGGCUGCUGGCGACCGGAUCAAGGGGCUAGUCUUCGCUCAUGAGCCUGGCCAUAUGCUUGUAACGGACUGGACGUCAGACGAUCUGGACAAACUACGACCAGGAAUCAUCUAG
Messenger RNA from Penicillium cataractarum, 837 nucleotides. Its product is annotated as DUF1445 domain protein. Lineage: Eukaryota; Fungi; Ascomycota; Eurotiomycetes; Eurotiales; Aspergillaceae. Gene Ontology annotation, biological process: glutamate metabolic process. Bases 1 to 837 code for a protein of 278 amino acids. Gene Ontology annotation, molecular function: D-glutamate cyclase activity. The record is from RefSeq and is a predicted model, not a curated record. The transcript is spliced from 2 exons.